Molecule: messenger RNA, 3763 nt
Organism: Xiphophorus hellerii (green swordtail)
Lineage: Eukaryota; Metazoa; Chordata; Actinopteri; Cyprinodontiformes; Poeciliidae
Product: kinesin-like protein KIF20A
Exons: 18
Coding region: 1236-3572 (778 amino acids)
Biological process (GO): mitotic spindle assembly; microtubule-based movement; spindle elongation
Cellular component (GO): spindle microtubule; mitotic spindle; nucleus
Molecular function (GO): ATP binding; plus-end-directed microtubule motor activity; microtubule binding
Source: RefSeq, a predicted model, not a curated record
CUGGAGGACUGGAGUUUGACACACCCCUUUCAGGUCUUUUCAUUUUAUCUUCAUGUUACUAUUGAAAAGUUUGAGGAUUCAUAGUGAAAACAAGCAAAUCCAAAGGAUAGUCAUUAAACAAAACCCGAUGAAUGGCAAAAAAAAAAAAAGGAAGAUUAACAAGACUGUAGGUGAAAUAAAAUAAGAAUUGGAAGAGAUUAAAACUUGGAACAUACAGGACUUUUUGCACUUCUUAAAAUACAAAUGCAUAACAGAGGCAAAUGUGAUCACUGCAGUGUACGAAACCACAGAACAUGUUAUCUGAAAUAUAACAUGUUUAUAUUCUGAAAUAUAAAGAGAAGAUAGGAGAAAAUCUGAAAAAUAAGGCAACGUUUAGUAUAGAUGCAGUGGAAAAAGAAUCAUUCUAAUUUGAGGUUUUCAUUACCUUCUAAAUGAACCAACAAAUGGUUAAAAUGUAUCACAUAAUCAUACAAAUGUACAGAGGUGCACCUAUAAUAUGAGCCCAGAUAGAAGUCAACUGUUAGGCCCCGCAGUAAAAGUCUUCCACCUGUUGAAUCAUUCAAUUAUAUUUAGAAAUGUAUUGCAUUAUUAAACAGAGUUUAUAGAAUUAUUUGAAUUAUCAAUGUGGCAAAUAAUUAGCAACCAGCAGGGCUAUCUGAGGGGUGGGUGUAGAUAGAAAGCAACUUUAGACAAAUUCACGGCCGCUGCAUGCCUAGCGCUGACUCAAAAACUAGAGUACAUGCAUUGAUUAUCAUGUGACCAUUACACAAAUCUUUACUUUUUGAGAUCAAAAUGCUAAAUGACAAGAAGAGACAGACAAUCUGUCGAAUUUAUUAAAGUUCAGUCAGCCUUUGGAAGAAAAAGCAUGAUUAUCAGAAAUAAACAAAAGGCGCUUGCUUUGAUGAGUAAUCUCCAACUAAGGUGUUGAUUUUCAACUAAAACUCCUCCUUUGCUUGUUCCUCAUCAGUUCUGGCCGAGUCAUUCGCCAGUUGACCGUUAAGGAAUGGACCUCACUGCUGGCGCAGAACCCUCCUCUGUAGCUGGUCCCACGAGAUGAUGAUGUGGGCAGGCUCGCACCUGCUUCCAAUAAAAAGUGAUCACAUGUCCCUUGACACAUUUCACCGGUAGAUCUUUUUGCAGGUAGUGGCAGAGUGGAAGCUCAUUUCAGGCUGAAAAGCAUUAGGUUUCUCCUUGAAAUCAAAGCUUUUCCUCAGUAAGAGUUUGAUUUCACCAAAAUGGAAAGUGAGGACAUGCAGCCUGCUGACAUGGAUCUGACUGGGGAGUUUUCUGUCUUCAGUCCUUCACUCCAACAGGCUGUGAUGUCUUCUGGCGCUGAGCGGCAGAUGAUGCAAAUUUACCUCCGAGUUCGGCCCUUUUCCAAAGAGGAGCUCUCUGGCAACGAGGAUCAGGACUGUGUUGUGAUUGACGAUGGCCAGACGGUGACUCUGAACGCACCGAAGGGAUCUGCCACCAUGAAGAGCAGCGAGAAAGGAGUUGGCUUGUCGAUCCACAAGUUCUCCUUCUCAAAGGUUUUUGGACCCCAGACAACACAAGGCGAACUCUUCGAGGACACGGUGAGAAGCCAAGUGUUUGAUUUCUUGGCAGGAGAAAAUACUUUGAUAUUCAGCUAUGGCGUAACCAACGCUGGGAAAACCUUCACAAUCCAAGGAACACCAAAAGAUCCGGGAAUUCUUCCACGGGUGCUGGAUGCCGUCUUUAGCUACAUCGGAGGUCUUCAGUACGAGGGAAUGGACCUAAAGCCAUAUCUGAUGAAUGGCGCCCAGUUUCUGGAUGCCGACCAAGUCAAGCAGGAGAGAACUGCUAAAAUGACCGUUCUUGCUUCAAUCAAAGACGAUUGCGAUCAUCAAAGACUCGGCAGUAGUUCAGAGCCCUCGAUCUCUUCAGAUAUCACUCUUUCAUCUUUGUCUUCAUCCAACAAUCUGACAGAAACCAGUGGUGACCAGUUUGCCCUGUGGGUGGCGUUCUUUGAAAUCUACAACGAGUGUGUGUAUGACCUCCUCCAGCCGUCCCAGUCCAAGAAACGCUCCUCUCUCCGCGUGUGUGACGACGGGGCUGGAAAUGCUUAUGUGAAAGACCUCAAAUGGAUUAACAUCCAGAACCUGAGUGAAGCCAACAAACUGCUCCAGUUUGGAAAUAGAAACAGAAGUGCUGCAACCACUAAGAUGAACCAGUCAUCCAGCAGAAGUCACAGUAUAUUCACCAUGAAGUUGCUGAAGAUCGAUGGACGAACAGUGGAAAGGAUUUCUGAGUUCUCCCUCUGCGACCUGGCUGGUUUGGAAAGAUGCAACAAAGCGAAGACGUUCGGAGAGCGGCUCAAGGAGGCUGGGAACAUCAACAAUUCCCUCCUUAUUUUGGGAAAAUGCAUCAGCUCCCUCCGUAGUGGUCAGGCUGACGGAGCGAAGGUUGCCUACGUUCCGUUCCGAGAAAGCAAACUCACCAAGCUCUUCCAGGCUUUCUUCUGCGGCAAAGGUAGAGCCACGAUGAUCGUCAACAUCAACCAGUGUGCGUCCACUUACGACGACACCCUCCAUGUUAUGAAGUUCUCUGCCAUUGCCAAACAGGUGGUGCAGGUGAUUCCAAACAAACCUGCGGAGCCUUCAGUCCCUUGUCUGGUCGGUCGGGAUGGGAAGCCACUGAUGAGGAAUGGCGUUCUGGAGGGCCACCCGUCCGAAGACGAGCUGUUUGAAGAGGACGAUCUGGACAUGUCUUUGCUGCCACAAAAUGAGCUUCUGAACAUAAUUGAAAACCUGCGAACUAAAUUUCUUGCCGAGCGAAGGAAGAACCUGGUCCAAGAAAUGGAAAUCCGUAAAGAAAUGGGGGACGCCAUGCUGCAGCAGCUCCUGGAGAGCGAAGAACUCCGCAUCCGGCAGAUUGAGGAGCUGAAAGAGAGUUAUGCAGAAAAACUGGAGAACACGUUUGAGAUGUACAAAGAUGUGAUCAAGGAGCACGCUUAUCAGUGUGCCAUGAGCAACCUGGAGGAUAACUAUGUGCCGCUUGAUGAGUUCACUGCUGAACAGGAGAAAGCUGAGGUGCUCAGACGUAAAGUGUCUGAGUUGGAGGACUUGGGAAGAUGCGUUUCUCCACUGCUGAGUGUGGAUCAGUGGUGUCAGACGGAACCGUUGACGGAUCCAGGAGAAACGGACGAUCGAAUCAAACAUCUUCGCCAAGAAAACGGCGUCCUUGAGAAAAUGUGUGAGGAUAAUAAACAGUUAAUUUUAUAUUUGGAGAAAAGGUUGGUGGAUCUUAACCAAACUCUGCACCACGUCCGGGAUGAUUUUCUGGAGAAAUCGGCUGAUGCGGAGGCUCUGCGGAAGACUGUUGACGAACAGUCCAAAUCCAUGGGAGAGGUUCUGUGCCAGAACGCUGAAAAGGACGAGGAGAUCGCCUCGCUUAAGGCUGAAAUCGAAAAGCUUUCCCAGAAGUCUCCAGUGCAGCUCAAGACCAGGACCAGGAGAGGCCUGCUGGCCAACAUCAAGGAGUCAGUUUCAUCCCCUAGGAGGGGCGCGUCCAGCUACAGCCUCGUGAAGCCUCCCAGGACUCCCAAGUGCUGAACGUCCCACCGUCUGUGCUUUGCAUAGGUGUUUUUAAAUGUUAACUUUGUAUCUUAACUAACUCUGCAAAAUGUCUGAGUUUCUUGAACUGAAAAGCUCUACAGAAGGUUUCGAAUGUAAUUCAUUUCCAGAUCUUGUAUUUUUACACUUUAAAUGUUUUUGCUUAUUAAAAUUCUAUUGUUGAUUCUUGA